AUGUCAGUGCCGUCGCUGCCCACCGCGACCACCAUCCAGGUCGACACCCGCGGCGCAGUGAUACUAGAGGAGGAGUCCCCAGAUACCCGCGACAGCCGAGGCAUCUACCUACCCAACUACAUCGAGCCGGUGUCCCACAUUGCAGUAGACAUCGGGGGGUCGCUCGCGAAGGUGGUGUAUUUCACCCGCUCGCCUCACCCGCCAGGCUCGCCCUCGAUAGCGGCGACAAGAGGCUCCAGCACCACCGUCAGCAACCUCUCGACGCCCGUGUCUGCUUCCCCCCCAGAAGAUGUGUCUCUUCCCCUCGAGCCCUCACCCCCACCGCUGUUCGCGAAGCUCAAUUACAAGCUGAAUGGUGCACUGACCCCCGCCGUGCUGGACCCACAAAAUGGUAACAACGGGCAGGGCGUGCACCUCGCACCCCCACCGCUGGCCUCAGCGUCGGUGUCACUACCGGACCCGCUGGACCACAGCCGGCUGAACGAGUCGCUGCUGCGGCGCGUGUCGGUGCAGCACUUCCCGGGCGGGCAGCUGAACUUUGAGAAGUUCGAGACGGAGCACAUCGAGGAGUGCGUCGCGUUCGUGCGAGCGCUGAUCGAGCGCUCCGCGAAACUGAACGGCGUUUCCGUUGCGGAGAUGCGGGGCGGCGUAAAGAUCGUUGCGACGGGGGGCGGCGCGCACCGCUUCUACGAGCUGUUCGAGCACGAGCUCUUCGUCGAGGUGCGCAGGGAGGACGAGAUGGAGUGCCUGAUCGAGGGCCUCAAGUUCAUUACGCUCAUCCCGGACGAGGUGUACUAUUUCUCCGACGAGCUCAUCCACUCCGUCUCGCAUCCGUACCACCUGCUGCAUGCUGGCGUGCUCGAGCGCCCAAGUCCGGACCCACCCAAGUAUGCGGUGACGUUCGUGGAGAAUCCGACGCCGCAGCUGCCGUGUCUACUGGUGAACAUCGGGUCAGGCGUGUCGAUCAUCAAGGUGAACGAGGACGGGUCGUAUGAGCGUGUCAGCGGGACGAGUCUGGGUGGCGGUACGCUGUGGGGUCUACUCAGUCUACUCACACCAGCAACUACAUUUGAUGAAAUUUUGGAGCUCUCCGAGAAGGGUGACAAUGCCAAGGUAGACAUGCUCGUCGGCGACAUCUACGGCUCGGACUACAGCAAGCUCGGGCUCAAGUCGACGAUGAUCGCCAGUUCGUUCGGCAAGGUGUUCAAGAAGAACGGCACGAAGGGCUCGUUCUCACCCGAGGACAUCAGCAAGAGCCUGCUAUAUGCAGUAUCCAACAACAUAGGGCAGAUAGCAUACAUGAAUGCCGAAAAAUAUGGCCUAGAUCGGAUCUACUUUGGUGGUUUCUACAUCAGAGGUUAUGCGGCAACAAUCAGCACACUCUCAUACGCUAUCAGGUUCUGGAGCAAGGGUACAAAGCGGGCGCUGUUCCUGCGGCAUGAGGGCUUCCUUGGAGCCAUUGGAGGAUGGAUCAAGAACAUCGGGGAGGGCCAGCGAGGCAUGCCAUUACCUGGUAAGGAGGACGAGGAUGCUCCAGCAUGA
Messenger RNA from Sparassis crispa, 1542 nucleotides. Its product is annotated as Pantothenate kinase. The record is from RefSeq and is a predicted model, not a curated record. NCBI's taxonomy places the organism in Eukaryota, Fungi, Basidiomycota, Agaricomycetes, Polyporales, Sparassidaceae. Gene Ontology annotation, cellular component: nucleus; cytosol. Gene Ontology annotation, molecular function: pantothenate kinase activity; ATP binding. Gene Ontology annotation, biological process: coenzyme A biosynthetic process. Bases 1 to 1542 code for a protein of 513 amino acids. The transcript is spliced from 7 exons.